Messenger RNA from Pediculus humanus corporis (human body louse), 759 nucleotides. Its product is annotated as protein takeout precursor, putative. Lineage: Eukaryota; Metazoa; Arthropoda; Insecta; Psocodea; Pediculidae. The record is from RefSeq and is a predicted model, not a curated record. The transcript has 4 exons. Bases 1 to 759 code for a protein of 252 amino acids.
AUGGCCGCCGAAGCAUUGAAAAUUUUUAUCGCUUUUUUCGUUUUUGGAAAUCUUAAAGAAAUUUAUUCUCAAUCGAACUAUCCGUUCAUUAAACAAUGCAAAUCCGACAAUAAAGAUUUAACGAGAUGUUUUCUCUCAACGAUGCAUCACAUUCGUCCUUUUUUGGCAAAAGGAAUUCCGGAAAUAAACGUGGCAUCAACGGAACCUUUUAAAAUCGACGAACUCAGCCUUUCUUUGACUACGGGUCCGAACGGGUAUAAAGUUACCUUACGGGACAUCGACGUUUUUGGCGUGAGCAAUUUCACGGCAACAUCUCUCAAAUUGGCCAACGGUAAGAAACCGUUCGAAACGAAAAUAGUUUUUCCAAAAUUAAGAAUCGCAUCGAGAUAUUCAUCGUCGGGCGUUUUGAUAAUAUUACCCGCGACCGGAAAUGGUACUUUUCACGGAGUUUUAGGUGACGUCACAACCGUAUGCAGAGGUUACGUGAGCAUAAAAAAACGUAACGGAGUCGAUUACAUGAGAAUCGAUUCAAUGGAUUUGGAUAUGGAUGUGAAAACUGUUAGAAUGAUGGUUAAAAAAGUACACAACAGCAAUAAAAUUUUGACCGAAGCGACAAAUCUUUUCUUGAAAGAAAACGGUCACGAAGUACUUAAAGCAAUGACGCCACAACUUCGUAAAAAACUCGCAUCCUUUUUCUUACAAAUAGCCAAUAACGUUUUCGAGAAUGUUCCAUUGAAUAAUUUUUACCAAAAGGUUUGA